CUAUUUCGUAGACAACGUAAGCGUAUGAUCGUAAUAAGCCGGUGACCCACCUUCUAGGGUGCGAUUUACAGAGGGAAUUGCAAGUAUUCGAAUAGGGACUAGAGUCGACUAAUUAUAUCUGUAUAUUUAUAGCAAGGUGGGCGACAGACGUCGACAGAGGUGCUCCGAAGAGCUAGCCGAGUAUCGGCAGCAGCCGUCAGGUCGCGUCUGAUCUUCACAGCACGUUGCCGAUCUAUCAUUUCAUCACGCCGGUUGCUUUCAGUAUAAGACAACAUGGCGUCUGGUGAUGAAUUGAGCAAAGUGGUGGACAUGAUGAAGCAAAUGCACCUCAUGGGCAGCCAGCUUGGGUCCGAAACGAGACAGAGACUUAAGCAACUUGAGGCGAAAAUGAAGGCAGAAGCCCAACAGUUUAUGGCUGAAAAUGCUAAGAAGAUUAUGAUCAGGGAGUCCCAGGGCCUUGACCUGCUCUUUCUCCUGGAUGUCACUGUCAGCAUGAAGCCCUACCGCGAUGGCGUGGUGAACCAAAUCGUGACGGUUGUGUCGCAUUUGGAGGCCAUGUACAAGUACAGCAAGGACAACAUCCGUGUGGGAGUGGUGGGCUACCGAGACCUGCACCUCGAGCCGCGCUUUGAGCUGCUGCCCUUCACACCCGUGUCGGCCUGCAACGAGGGCUGCAACGUCAUCAAGCAGUGGCUCAACAAGCUCAAGUUCACAACGGACAAAGCCAACGAUUACCCGGAGGAUGUGCACGGCGGCCUGGAGAAAGCGGCCGCACCGGAGCUAGGCUGGAAGAGCGCCGCACGCACCAUCGUACACAUCGCAGACGCACCGGGGCACGGCAAACGCCUGACGGGGCCCAACGCCAGCUUCCGCGACGAUUUCCCUAACCACGACGCCGACGGAAAGGAGCUCGUGAAGCUGCUGACGAGGUUGCGGCUGGAGACUAAGGUGCAAACCUACAAGUUCAUCCACAUCCUUGAUCCCAAAAACGAAAAGACGUACACUCGGGUCAUGCUCGAGGAAUUCCGGCGGGCGUGCGGCGACCCCGCUUGGAUUAUUGAGUCCGAUUGGCAGGGUGACGAGGAGAUGGGGCUGGAGGUGAUCGCGGCGGCUUCGGAGAGCAUCCAAAACAGCGUCUCGCAGCGCACGGGGGCGCAACAGCCGGCCCCCGAGCGGGUCUACACCAUCGACCCCUCUGAGCCAGACUGGGAGUCCCUGCCGGCCCAGCCCAUCACCAUUACCCGGCACGAUACGCAGCUGCUGGGAAGCAUUCAGACGCUGCUGCAGCUCAUCGAUAACGGCAACCACAUUCGGAUCAAGGAGGUCACAGAGGGAAACGUUGCGCGCGUCCGGAUCGCCCUCAACCCCUUCGCCAAGGGAAAGAACCGCCUGGCCUACUACGGGCGCUACUAUCCCAAGGGGCUGGGGGGCGGCGAGGUGCACGAGAUGGUGCUCAAGGAGUUCAUUUCCAGCGCCGGAUCGGACAACUCGGCAGUCGUGUACAAGGCGCAGUUGGAGGCCCAGACCGUCGCCAGCUUCCUAGCGGAGCACUUCAACAAGCACGCAGCGCAGGCGGCACCCCAGCUCCGCGUGCCGCCCGUCAAGUACGCGCCCUGCGACCUGGCAUGCGUCCCCACCGGGCCCAAGACCGUGCGCUUCCUGCUGAUCGAGCCGCUGAUUCUGGGCGGCAUCUACAAGUACAACAACAACUACGGGUUCGUGGACUUGGCCGACAUGCAGCCGUACCUGCAGGCCUUCAGCCACUGGACGUACGAGGUGACGGACAAGCGGCUCAUGGUGGUGGACCUGCAGGGCUUCCGCACGCUGGCCGAGGAGGAUGAGGUUGAGGUGGUGCUUGUGGACCCCGCCAUCCACUGCGUCAACAAGGACUUCUUUCCAUCCACAAACCUGGCGGCGGAGGGAGGGUUCGAGGCCUUCCUGCACUCCCAUAUGAACCCCAAGUUCAACGCGCACGGACCCAUAUGCACCACCCUGCUGCCCGGCUGCUGCGCCUACCGGGAGCAGCAGCACGACCUCGCCAGGGCGCAAAGAGACAACAACAACAACAACAACAACAACAACAACCGCUCCUCCUCCGGCCUGUGGCAAGGCGGGCGCGGGGCUGCUGCUGGCGCCAACCGUGGUCGCGGAAAAGGCCGCGGCGGUGGGAACCAGAGCGACGCGGGCAACCGGCAGCAGGGUCGCGGUCGCGGCGUGAACGCCCUGCGGGAGGCCUGGCUGCAGCCGGCACCGCCAUCAAGACCUGAAGACGAUCCGGCGGGCUCGUUCAGCUCCAUGUCUUCGACGUCCUCCAUCCAUGAGCGAAUGAAGGCGAUUAAGGAGGCCAUGGACGUGCACGCCCUGUGCAGGAAGUGGCUGCGAGAGGAUGGCAUCCCGGUGCCUUCAAACCUGGCCGAGGCCAUCAACCUGUGUCAGGCGUUCGGCAAAAUCAAGCGCCAGGAGGUGGCUGACAAAUUCCACGCGCGGCGUGUAGCGGCGAACAAGGCGAGGCACGUAUGGUGAAGGCAGCAGGCGCUACGGUGACGUGGCCGUGUACUGCGCGCGGGUGGGGCGUUGUCGGUUUAGCGGCGUGGGAGGCAGGGCGUCCAGCAGGAAAUGGCAGGUGUAUGUAUACACGAGCGUCGGCUUUCAUUGACCAGGGCGUCCGGGCGUGAAUUAUUGGCGCGGGUGUGACAGGAUUGCGGUAUUGCGUACUGCAGGUGCACGUUGCUGAACUAUUCAUUGUUUUUACGGGGUGCCUCAUCUGGCAAUUACCCAGACCUGGCUGACGCGCAUAAUGAGGCCCUCUUAACGUGGAAACGACCCACGGGUCAGCAGCCGCCAAGGUUGGUGCAGAGUAAUGUGUACAGACCGCUGUUUGCAGCCGCAGCCAGCGGCAUGGCAGCAGCGUGCUUCCCCUUUGAAGUGAAGUAAGCGCUGUAUGAGCGUGAGAUGUGUGGCUGCUUGGUUGCUUCUUGUACUGUGUUUUAGAACCCGUUUUGCAGGUAAGUGAUCCGUUGGGAAGAGCAUGCUAACUUGCAUCUCACCCUGUGGUCCGUUGAACCGCGGUUUCGGAUAAGUUGUCACGCGUGGGUUUCGGUCGGCAUUAGUAAUUAUUGCUUGACCUCGGGUUGCCUGUUGUAUUUCUUUUGAGCCGGAAUCCAUCUGUGAUAACAGCUGCUGCCGUAGGUAGGAUGCUUUGUCUGCGUCCAUAUACCGGUACUCUGAUCUGCCGUGACAGCUUCGAUAAUUGGUUUAGAGAACUACAGGUCGUAACUCGUAAGGAUGGUAGGGGGUUGUUGUUAUCCAGGCAGGCCUUCUUACCGUGCCGCAAGGUAGGAUAGUAGGGUCAAUCGUUAAAUGCUGUGCAUGAUGGAUGUUCAGCAAUGGCGGAAGGUCAUCCGCUAAGGAAGGUGGGCAGAAUCACUAGGAUUUAGGGGUCGAUUUGCAUUUCCCGCAUUUUUCCUCUAAAGUGUUGGCGACUGCUGCGGUCCAACACCUAAUGGUCCCCUUUGUAGGGAACCACUGCAACGGCCA
Molecule: messenger RNA, 3537 nt
Organism: Astrephomene gubernaculifera
Lineage: Eukaryota; Viridiplantae; Chlorophyta; Chlorophyceae; Chlamydomonadales; Astrephomenaceae
Source: the annotation of a GenBank genome assembly